CUUGCUCAGCAGGAUGAGUGGGGCAAUACAAUGCUUCAUUAUAGCUGUGCAAAUGGCCAUGUCGCCUUAGUCCGGCAUGUCACGCCGUCAUUGCCAAUUGAAGCAUUGAAUCUCGUCAAUGAAGGCGGGAAUACAGCCUUGCACUGGGCGAGUCUGAAUGGACAUUUGGACUGUGUCAAGGUCUUGCUGAGUGCCGGUGCAGAUGCGAAAAUCAUCAACAAGGCGAGAAGAAUGGCCGUGGAUGAGGCGGAAGCGCAAGGAAAGGAGAGUGUUGUCUUGUGGUUCCUUGCUCUUGACAUG
Messenger RNA from Protomyces lactucae-debilis, 300 nucleotides. RefSeq names its product ankyrin repeat-containing domain protein. The annotation marks the transcript as partial. The transcript has a single exon. The record is from RefSeq and is a predicted model, not a curated record. Lineage: Eukaryota; Fungi; Ascomycota; Taphrinomycetes; Taphrinales; Protomycetaceae. Gene Ontology annotation, molecular function: protein binding.